Molecule: messenger RNA, 4202 nt
Organism: Effrenium voratum
Lineage: Eukaryota; Dinophyceae; Suessiales; Symbiodiniaceae
Source: the annotation of a GenBank genome assembly
AUGGCUAGCGCACCAGUGCGGGUGGCGGGCAAGCCUGCAGCCUCCAUUGUCAACCCUGUGAAGAGAAAGGCAAAUGUCAUGGAGAUGCUGUCCUACGUGAACAGCCUUGGCAUUGACCACAUCCGGGAGGCUGACAUGGUAUGGAUCGCCGAGGAGGCUUACAAUGCCUCGCUGCCUCCUGGGUGGACAGAGCACGUGGAUGACACAGGCCGCAGCUACUUCUACAACACCAACCGCCGAGAGUCGCUUUGGAAGCAUCCGCUCGACCAGGAGUUUGUGGAGAUUGCCAACUACUGGAGACGCGCUUUGAAAGCUGGGGGCUUCUGGGACAUCGACGAGGAGCUUGCUGAGAUGGAGGAGAAGAUCAGAGCCAAUCUGGCCGACUGGAUGGAGCUCUACGACGAGACAGGACACAAGUUCUACUUCAACAGGAAGACGGAGGAGAGCCUUUUCGAUGACCCUCGGCACACCACCUACCACAGUCUCUAUACCCGGAUCAGGUUCGUGAACAUGAUGAAGGAAAAGCUGCCGUUGCUUGCCCUGGCGCCCCGUGCUACAGAUCCCAUCAUUAAUCCUUCCGAGCUCGAGCGGCAGCAGAAGGAGGCAGAGGCAAAAGCUAGAAGAGCCGUGACCCGAGUGCAGGCUGCAGUGCGGGUAAUGCUGGCGAGGCACAAAGCACGGCAGCUUUCAGCAAAGCGAUGCUUGAAUCGCGUGCCUCCGAGCCUCAAAGGGAAGCUGCGCCUGACCGUGCGCACAGCGGAGCACGGAACCCAUGUCAAGGAGUGCGUCUUAGCGGUGACCACGCCCCACAAGCGCAACCGCGCAGCCGCCAAGAUCCAGGCUCACAUCCGGGGCUUCUUGGCCCGGCGCCGGUAUCGGCCCAUGCGCGAUCACCGGCGCUUCCUGGUUCAGAACAUCACCAGGAUCCAGCGUGCCGUCCGGAGGUUUCUGGUGGCUGUGCACGGCUCUAGGGAGCAACGCAUGAAGCGGAUUCAUGCCUGCAUCCGAAUUCAGUGCUUCGGCCGGCGGAUCGCUGCCCAAAGGGCUUACGCGGAGAAGCUGGGCGCCAAAGCCAACUUCGUGAAGUUGAAAAGAGUCACAGUCCAGAUCCAGUGCCAGGUGCGUAGGUGGCUGGCCUGGCGCAGGGUCCGCGACAUCCGAAAGGUGAAAUACACGCCCCCGGUGCGCAUCUUGCAGAAAUUUGCCAAGGGCUACCUGGGCCAGCUGCAUCUCAUGCAGCAGCUGCGGCAAGCUGAGCCGGUACAGAUUGUCUUUCACCUGAACUCCUCGAACAAGGGCAAGAAGAUCGUGCCCUUCACCUGGAAGCUGGCAAUGCUUCCGGUGGGCGAGGAGGGGGAGAUCGUGACUGCCGAGGCCUGGCAGGCCCGGCUAGAGCUGGAAAAGCCGAAGCCGAAGCGCAGCCGCCGGAACCAGACCCCGGAGGCUCCCCUGCCGCCGCCGCCCAAGUCCACCGAUCUUUUCUCCAAGGUGGGCCUGAAGUCUUUGUCUCUGGCCGCCGCCAUGGUGAUCCAAGAGACGCUCCGCGCCUGCAUGCGCGGGAAGAAGAGCAGGCGGGCGCUGGCCUGCGCCAAGGAGAUGGCCCAAGACAUCGCUAAGUCGGCUGCGGUGGAAUUGGCCAGAAGAAAAGCUGCUGCGCCAAAGAUCCAGAGAGCCUGGCGCAGCCACCGGACCUGGAUCCGCAGGAUGGAGCGCGUGCGGCAGGAGUUCCGCGUCAGGAAGCGCUUGGUCAACGCGGCAGCCACCAAGAUCCAAGCACUGGUCCGCGGGGUGUUGGCGCGGAAGCACGUGCGGCGAUUGAGGGAGGAAACAGAGUGGCCUUUGAAGGGCUGGUUUGAGUACACGGGCACGGGCCGCAACUCCGUGCAGUGCAACGUGAGGUUCAUCCCAAAUACGAGCUUCGACAACUUCCGGUUCUUCCAGAAGUAUGGCCAGCCGCAGACCCUCCUGAUGCGGUUGCAGGAGAUGCAGCAGGAGAUCGACAACACUUUGCGGGCCUAUUUGGGCCCGGAAGAGUACGCGGCCAUGGAGGCGCGGAACGCCACGCUGGCGGCGGCGGAGCGCGCGGCGGAGGAGGCGGAGCGGGAGGAGCAGGAGGCGUCCGCGAUGGCGGCCGCAGAGGUCGAAUCCACCGCCAUCAACGAUGUAGCACGUGCCGAGGAGGCAGCGGUCCGGCAAGAGGAGGAGCGGGUCGCAGAGGCCUUGGCGGAGGCCGCGCGGGCGGCGGAGGAGGCGCGACAGGAGGAGGAAGCCAGCAUCGGGAAGGUGAGCGAGGCCCUGGCCAACUUUACUCAGGCUGCUGCGGAGAUAGAGGUGUCGCCCAUUCAGGAGGCGGAGGCGGAGGAGCGUGCAGCGGAGGAGGAGGAGGCGUCUGCCACCGCAGAGGUGGAAGCGGCGCAGCCGGUGCAGCCAGCACCAGCACCGCACUUGCAGGAGCAGCAGCCUGCAGCGGCGAGGGAGGCAGCUGCCCACGAACCCUCGUUUGGCAAAGCAGCUGAGGCACAGCCGGUGCAUGUUGAGCAGUCGGUGCAACUGGUGCAGCCGGUGCAGCCAGUGCAGCCAGCGCCGGCAUCACACUUGCAAGACCAGCAGCCAGCGGCGAGGGAGGCAGCUGCCCACGAACCCUCGUUUGGCAACGCAGCUGAGGCACAGCCGGUGCAUGUUGAGCAGCUGGUGCAACUGGUGCAGCCGGCGCAGCCGGUGCAGCCAGCGCCGGCAUCACACUUGCAAGACCAGCAGCCAGCGGCGAGGGAGGCACAGCCGGUGCAUGUUGAGCAGUCGGUGCAACUGGUGCAGCCGGUGCAGCCGGUGCAGCCAGCGCCGGCAUCACACUUGCAAGACCAGCAGCCAGCGGCGAGGGAGGCAGCUGCCCACGAACCCUCGUUUGGCAACGCAGCUGAGGCACAGCCAGAGCAUGUUGAGCAGCUGGUGCAACCGGUGCAGCCGGCGCAGCCGGUGCAGCCAGCGCCGGCAUCACACUCGCAAGACCAGCAGCCAGCGGCGAGGGAGGCAACGGUCGGGCAGGCCGCAGAUUCGGCGGAGGCGGCACAGAAGUCUGAGGUACAAGCUCUAGCAGACGAGGUGGCAGCGGUUGCUUUGCAGGGGUUUGCGCAGCCGGCAGAUGGGAAGGAAGCUGCUUCUGCAGCAACCACGCUUCAGCCCGUGCAAGAGGUGCCCGAGCGCAGUCUUCAGCGCAAGGAGUCCCUGGAUGAGCUGCUGGCUCCAGAGACCUUGGACCUACCACCGGGCUGGGAGGCAGUAUGGUCAAACGACCACGAGGCAUACUACUUCUGGCACGAGCCCACGGACACUGUGCAGUGGGAGCCCCCAGAUUCUCCGAAAGCAGAGGCCUUCCGCAGCAUGGACUCGGACGUCACCGAGGUGCUGUAUCGAGCUGGCGAUCGUCGCGAUUCAAGCGACUCCGCCCUGGCUGUGCUCAACGCCGCAGCGGCGGAUCUGGAGCAGUUCGUAAGGCAGGGCUCCGGCACCCAACGCAGCAGCCUCUUCAGCAAGGGCAGCCGAAAGUUUUCGACGGAGGAGCAGCGCGCGCCGGACCUGAGCUCCCAGACCGAGGCCUUCCAGACGCGGCAGCGGCAAUCGGUUCAGGCGGCCGCCAUGGCCAGCACAGGCUUGCCCAGAUUCCUGCGGCCUGGCCUAGUGGAUAUGGCGGCGCUCAACAAGCUGGAGCGCACCAAGAUGGACCUGCGAUUCCGCAGAAACCGGAUUGGAGAUCAGCGCCGCGAAAAGUACCCGAUCCCCUCCCAGGUGGAGUACAACCGGAUGAAUUCGACGACGCAAGGGGUGUUUCACUGUCACGUCCACCACCAUGUGCACCACAAUGGCAUGGAGAAGCAGAUUCAGCCGACCUCCAAGCCGCCGGAUCUGUGGGAAGGGAGUGGCGGAGAAGGUCGAGAAGGUCGAGAAGGUGCCACGCUUGAGCCUCUUAAGGAGUUUCAAUCGAAGCCGAAGCGGCUCUCGAAGCAGGGGAUCAGCAAGUCCGCCGCAGAGAUUCUGCGCACCGCGCCGGCGGAAUAUGGGCCGGUGGGCUUUGCUGGCCCGGGGCUGCGGAAAGCCAGACGUGGCGCUUCCCCACCCAGGUGUAAAUCAGAGGCGAAGCUCGCCAAAGCCUGAGCAUUGGGCAAGGAAGGCGAUGGAGAGGGUUGCACAGGCCAGCGUUUGGAUCA